AUGUAUUCUUACGCCUCCUCGUCCUCCUCCUCCUCCUACGCGUCUUCUUCUUCUUUCUUACCCUCCUCCUCUUCUUUCCCAUCUACCUACUCUACCAAUGAACAAUCCACAGCAUCACCAUCAUCUCAACAACAUGAACCCACCAAAUUAUCAUCUACCAUGAUUACCAUACCACGGUCAUCCUCUUCUUCUUCCUCCUUCUCCACAACCACCAACAGCAGCAGCAACAGCAGCAACAGCAACUUCAACAGCAACUUCAACAACGACAUCAACAACAAUAGCAAAACCUCAACCUCCCUCUCUCUUCCGCAUACAACCACAGGUGCACCCCUCCACCAACUUGACCCCCCUUCGCCAUCGAUGUCCAACACGGACCACAUACACACCGAUUCUUAUACCUCUACAGGUACUACUCCCUCCACUUCUACCUCUACUCCUACUUCUACCACAGGUAUCUCCACUGAUACCUCCACAGGUACUUCAACUCCUACCUCGGAUACCUCUACAGACACUUCCACUUCCACAGCCAGUCAACGCCAACCUCAAAAGUAUCACACCCGCCGUCGCCUCCAAGUCCGCCGCGCCCAGUCCUCCCACCGCCAACGAAAAGCCGACUACAUCAAGCGUCUGGAGCGUGAGAUUGCGAGUAUAAGGGGGAUGAUUGAUCAGAUGAAAGAAGACAUGGAAGUGUUGAGAGGGGAGAAUGAGGAUUUGGGGGUGAUGGCGGUGAGGAGAUGA
Neurospora crassa OR74A is the source of this 738-nucleotide messenger RNA. RefSeq lists its product as hypothetical. Gene Ontology annotation, cellular component: RNA polymerase II transcription regulator complex. NCBI's taxonomy places the organism in Eukaryota, Fungi, Ascomycota, Sordariomycetes, Sordariales, Sordariaceae. Gene Ontology annotation, molecular function: transcription cis-regulatory region binding; DNA-binding transcription activator activity, RNA polymerase II-specific. Bases 1 to 738 code for a protein of 245 amino acids. The record is from RefSeq and is a predicted model, not a curated record. The transcript has a single exon.